CUGCGGCGCGGUCACUUCCCACGACCCUUUUGCAGGGGAGCAGCGCGGGACAGAGACCCUGGGAGUCCACAGGUUCGGUGCGCCCCGGGACUGUGCGAAAAGCGCAAUUCCUGUCUGCAAGAGACGAUGACACUCGCGUAGAAGACUGUCCCAGGCUCCAGAGCCUCGCCAGUCUCAUCCGCAGCUACCCAGCGCAUUCCAGAUCCCGGCCCGGUGGAGCGAGAGGGUCCUGGGCGGCGUCUUUAAGGCGGCGGUGUCCGCCCUCCUCCCCUUCCCCCUCCCUCCUCCCUCCUCCCUCCUCCCACCUCCCUCCGCUCCUCCUGCUCUCCCGGAGAGGCGGCGGGCGUGCGGUGAGCAGGUGCGGCCGAGCCCUCGCAUGCUGCUGCCCCGGCGGCGGUGGUAGCGCGCCAGGCGCUCGCCCGCCCCUCCUCCGGGCCACACUCCGGCUCCGGUGCGCGGGGACAUGUCGGUGGUGACCGGAGGCGGCGAGGCGGCCGGCGGCGGGGCCGGAGGCGGUGGCACGCGGGUCUUCUUCCAGAGUCCUCGCGGUGGUACCGGCGGCAGCCCGGGCUCCUCCCGGGAGGACUCGGCGCCCGUGACCACUGUGGCCGCUGCGGGGCAGGUGCAGCAGCAGCAACAGCAGCAACAGCAGCAGCAGCAGCAGCAGCAGCAGCAGCAGCAGCAGCAGCAGCAGCAGCAGCAGCAGCAGCAGCAGCAGCAGCAGCAGCAGCAGCGGCGACAUCAGCAGGGAAAAGUGACGGUGAAAUACGACCGAAAGGAGCUUCGGAAGCGGCUGGUGCUGGAGGAGUGGAUCGUGGAGCAGCUGGGUCAGCUGUACGGCUGCGAGGAAGAAGAAAUGCCAGAUGUAGAGAUUGAUAUUGAUGAUCUUCUUGAUGCUGACAGCGAGGAAGAAAGAGCUUCAAAAUUACAG
This is a messenger RNA of Nannospalax galili (Upper Galilee mountains blind mole rat), 931 nucleotides long. RefSeq names its product protein phosphatase 1 regulatory inhibitor subunit 14C (gene Ppp1r14c). The record is from RefSeq and is a predicted model, not a curated record. Gene Ontology annotation, cellular component: cytoplasm. Gene Ontology annotation, biological process: regulation of phosphorylation. The transcript is spliced from 2 exons. Gene Ontology annotation, molecular function: protein serine/threonine phosphatase inhibitor activity. The annotation marks the transcript as partial. NCBI's taxonomy places the organism in Eukaryota, Metazoa, Chordata, Mammalia, Rodentia, Spalacidae.